Messenger RNA from Rhopalosiphum padi (bird cherry-oat aphid), 1305 nucleotides. RefSeq names its product piggyBac transposable element-derived protein 4-like. NCBI's taxonomy places the organism in Eukaryota, Metazoa, Arthropoda, Insecta, Hemiptera, Aphididae. The record is from RefSeq and is a predicted model, not a curated record. The transcript has 2 exons. The coding region runs from base 1 to 1305 and encodes 434 amino acids.
AUGACUGAUGAAGAAUUAUUGAGUAUGCUGGAAAAUUCAGACGAUGAUUUCGGCUUGAGUUCUGGUACAGAUUUGGGGGAAGGAGAUUCUGGUGACGACGACGUCGAUCCAGAAUCGAUACAUCCGAUAAUGCAUAUUAAUAUUACAGAACAAGAAGAAGAAGAUAAUAUUUCAGAUACUCCUGUUCCUUCUACAUCAGGCUAUACGUGGAGCAAUAAGAAACCUACAGUGACACGUAUUCCUUUUACAAAAACAAAAGGACUGAAAGUUUAUCCUCAGGGAAAUAAUCCUAUUGAUUAUUUUAAUUUAUUAUUUGAUGACAAACUAUUUGAGUUGUUAGUGAAUGAAACAAAUAGGUAUACUGUUCACGUUUUUUUAUCUGGAUCUGGAAGUUCUACAUCUAGAAUAAAUGAGUGGAAAGAUACAAAUAUACAUGAAAUGAAGAUUUUUAUUGGAUUACUUUUUCAUACUGGAACUAUAAGGAUGAAUCGUUUACAAGAUUACUGGAAGAAAUGUGAGUUAUUUGAUUUGAAUUUUUUUCGAAAAUACAUUAGUAGAAAUCGUUUUUUGUUACUUUUGAGAACAUUACAUUUUAUUGACAAUGAUAAUCCAGAUACUAAUCGUUUGAAUAAAAUUUCACCACUUUCAACAUAUUUUAAUAACAAAAUGUCGGAUAUUUAUGAACCUGGUGAAAAUUUAUCACUCGAUGAGUCGAUGGUCUUGUUUCGAGGGAGAUUAGUCUUCCGUCAAUAUAUCAAAAAUAAACGGCAUAAAUACGGAAUCAAACUUUAUAUGCUUACUGAACCUGGGGGUUUGGUUCACAAAAUUAUUAUAUACUCUGGACAAGGACAUGACACGUCGACUGAUUAUAAUCAUACAGAAUAUGUUGUCAUAAAAUUAUUAGAAGGACUUGAUUCAUGUGGCAGAUCAUUAUAUAUGGAUAAUUAUUACAAUAGUGUAAAAUUAGCUCAUAUACUGUUAGACAGAGGAACAUAUAUAACUGGAACUUUACGGGCAAACAGAAAAGGAAACCCUAAAGAAAUAACAAAAAAAAAAUUGAAAGUAGGAGAAUGUAUUGGAAAGUUUACUAAUGAAGGCAUAUGUGUGAUGAAAUGGCGAGAUAGAAGAGAAGUUUUAGCUAUAAGCUCUGAACAUUCAAAUGAAUUAAUUGAAGUUUCUAACAGAAGAGGUGACCAAAAAUUGAAACCUGUUGCGAUUACUAAGUACAAUAAGUAUAUGUCUGGAGUUGAUAGACAGGACCAAAUGUUGUCAUAUUAUCCUUGCGAGAGGAAGACAAAAACGUAA